This is a messenger RNA of Poeciliopsis prolifica (blackstripe livebearer), 1012 nucleotides long. RefSeq names its product galactose-specific lectin nattectin-like. The record is from RefSeq and is a predicted model, not a curated record. Lineage: Eukaryota; Metazoa; Chordata; Actinopteri; Cyprinodontiformes; Poeciliidae. Gene Ontology annotation, molecular function: signaling receptor activity. The transcript is spliced from 7 exons. The coding region runs from base 389 to 871 and encodes 160 amino acids.
GAAAAGCAGAGCAACAUCUCACAGAUACGUCCUUUUUUAAUCCACUUCUGUCAUCAGAGAGUACAUUCCAUACAAGAACACAGUUCUGGACAGAGAAGCAGAAGUGGCAACAUCAGCCGGUUUGGUCCGGUUCUAAUCACUUCUUACGGUACGUAACUCUUCACGCUAUCAGGAAAACGUCCUUGGCCGAAUCCUGGAAGAUUCUGCAACAACUUGAACACGUUGUAAAAAAGUGACAAAAGCGAGAACAGACAGUGACUUACUCCAAAAUGUCCACUUCACAGACAAACAAAGUGAAGGUAUAUAAAGUCUGUGUUUCCAUCUCUGAGACAUCCUGUGACCAGAAACUGCUGCUGGAACAGACUCUUCAACUAACCAUCAGAACAAGAUGGCUGCCGGUCUUCUCUUCUCUCUGCUUCUUGGUCUGACCUUUGGACUCUGGGAUGGAGCUGAUGCAUGUCAACUGAAAGCUAUUACAGAGGUUGACUGCCCUCCUGGUUGGACUUGGUUUGAACGUCGCUGUUAUAUAUUUGUGAAGGUUAAAAAGUCCUGGGCUGAAGCAGAGAACGACUGCCUCUCAAUGAAUGGAAACCUGGCCUCAUUCCACUCUUCAAAUGACUACUACUUCCUCAAACACCUUGUCUACAGGACAACUGGCAAAGAUACAAGAAGUUGGAUUGGAGGUCAUAGUGCAUUGAUUGAAGGCAUCUGGUUUUGGAGUGAUGGCUCCAAGUUUGUGUUUAAUUCCUGGACCCGAAAUAACACAUCGGAUGGGAAAAGAUGCAUGGACAUCAACAUAGCAGGACAGACACUUUUGUCUGGUGCUGACUGUUACACGACGCUUCCCUACAUCUGUGCCAGAGACCCAUGACUUUUCUCUUCUGAUGCCAAAUAAUCUGAACUGUAUGUCUGUCCUACUGGUGAUGUCAAGCCUCAAUGACGUCAGGGCAGGAAGAACCUGAUUUCACUUCAUAAAGGAUUUCACUGAAAUAAAUGUUUUCUUUCUCUGAAA